AUGGCGGAUGCUGAAGGAGACGAGGAGGUUCUCAUCGAGGAGAUUUCUCCUGAUGGAAAAUCCGCCUUCGACCACUCGAAGGACAAGGCCAAGGAUUUGUCCUACUACUACGCCCACCAGCCGGAAUCGGAGAAGGGGUUCCCUGCAGAAGCCGUGGUCCGGAAGGACGAUCCCCUUGCCCGCGCCGAUGGUUUGGGUCCGAAGGCCUUAGACGAGCGGAAGCCAGUGGAAGUCGACAAUGUCAGAUGGGUCAACACCAUGUCGUAUUCUGACGAUGGCAAGGUGGUGAAGGUGUACGUCGAUUUCCCCGAGGAGAUCAAGGGUGCCGAUAUCACCUGCGAAUUUGAGCGUUUCGGCGUGGAGCUGAUCCUCCGCUUGCCGAACGGCAAGCUCUAUGGCGUCCGCGUCAAGGAUGCGGAGGGAUGGGUCCUGGAGCACGAGCGGAAGAAUGGCUGGGCCCAUGAGAUCGAACCUGAGAAGUGCAAGUAUCGGGUUUCCUCCAGCUCUCCACGCAUCACCCUCACACUGGCGAAGAAGGACGAAAAGGAGAAGUGGUACGAACUCCGCAAGAAGGACAUCAGAUCAACCUUCUGA
Symbiodinium sp. CCMP2592 is the source of this 594-nucleotide messenger RNA. The record is from the annotation of a GenBank genome assembly. NCBI's taxonomy places the organism in Eukaryota, Dinophyceae, Suessiales, Symbiodiniaceae.